Molecule: messenger RNA, 1583 nt
Organism: Drosophila eugracilis
Lineage: Eukaryota; Metazoa; Arthropoda; Insecta; Diptera; Drosophilidae
Product: zinc carboxypeptidase
Exons: 2
Biological process (GO): proteolysis
Molecular function (GO): metallocarboxypeptidase activity; zinc ion binding
Source: RefSeq, a predicted model, not a curated record
CCGCCCCUUCUUUUCCUUUUCGCUGAUAGCGAUUGCAAUGUUUUACCUCUCUUCGGUUCUCUUUGCUUCUCGUUCGCUCUCUGGCAAAGUGGAAAAAUAGGAAAACAAAUUAUAAAUAUGCUAACAUCGCGGAUCGGAGCGGAAUGGUUAGUCAUUCUGAUUUUGACGAUGGCAACAAGCGGUACUAAACUAGAAAGUGGGACAUGCCCGGUGGCUACGGAUUCCGGCUGUGGCGGAACUCCUCCAGACCAGGCCCGGUACGACAAUUACCGUAUCUACAAUGUGGAGUUCGAGAACGAAGAGCAGAUCAAAUUGUUUCAAAAGCUGGAGGAACAGAGCGACAGCCUCACUUUUAUCGGUCAUGCCCGUGAAAUUGGCCAGAAACUGUCCAUUCUGGUCGCGGCGCAUCGGGUGGCUGAUUUCGCCGAUCUGCUCAAGACCUACAAGGUUAAGCAUCGAGUUCUGACCUACAACUUCCAGGAGAAGAUUGACCGCAACCUAAAAGAAGUUCAGCCGAUUGAUAUAGAUGCCUCACAGUUGGACUGGCAGCACUUUUUCCACUUGAAGACCAUCUAUGGGUGGCUGGAUAAAAUAGCCGAGAAGUACCCAGAACGUGUGACCGAGCUCGAUAUGGGCACCAGCACCCAAGGCAAUGCCAUUAAGGGCGUUAGGCUGAGCAGCAAUCCCAAUAACAAAGCCAUUUUCAUAGAAAGUGGCAUUCAUGCCAGGGAGUGGAUAGCCCCAGCCGCCGCCACGUACAUCAUCAAUCAGCUACUUACCUCCCAGGAUCCAAAGGUACAAAAACUGGCCCAGGACUACAACUGGAUCAUUUUCCCUUGUGUUAAUCCCGAUGGCUACAAGUACACAUUCGAGCACGAUCGAAUGUGGCGAAAGAAUCGCCAGUUGUUUGGCACCUGCCGAGGAGUGGAUCUGAAUAGAAACUACCCGGAUCACUGGAACAGCACGGGUUCUAGCAGCGAUCCCACACGCUAUGAUUUUGCAGGACCCUCUGCUGGCAGUGAACUGGAGACCCAGCGUUUGAUUGAAUAUAUACGCACAAGUGUAAGCAAAGAGCAGAUCAAGACAUACAUUGCUCUGCACUCUUAUUCCCAAAUGCUGAUGUUUCCUUAUGGUUACACUAAGGAGCGGGUGUCAAACUACGACGACUUGCAGGAGUUCGGCAAAAAGGCUUCGGCAGCAAUUAAGGCGGAGAGCGGUAAGGACUACGUGAGUGGCAGUCUGUAUGAGACCAUCUACCCGUCGAGCGGCGGUAGCAUGGAUUGGGCACAUGCUGAGGCGGGAAUCCCAAUUGCUUACACCUUUGAGCUACGGGGUCCUCCCGAUAGCCAGGAUCUCUUUAUCUUACCUGCGGUGGAAAUUCAACCUACGGCCAGCGAGGCCUUCACCGCCAUUCGCACCAUCGUGGAGGCGGCGGCCGAGAAGGGCUACUAUAAGUGAAGAUUCCUCGACUUUCGGGAACAAGCAUUUUUUUACGUUCAACGAUCUAGACAAACUUUAAGUGCAUUUUUUAUCUGAGACACGAUAUUAUCUUUAUCCAAAUAAAAAUAAACUUAUAUAAAAGC